UCCUGCAGAUAUCAUUCAGGAAAACACAAUCUUGAUGGGCUGUUGUGAUAUAUAAUUUACGUUUUCCAUAGUUUGACCUUGAUUUUCAAAACUGUACAAUUUACCUUGAGUAUAAAGAGGUUGUUCUUACUUGACAACAUGACAAAAUGAAGCACAGGCAUAAGUAUAAGCAUUCAGGUUGCAAUUGAUGUAAAAGAGAACAUUUUUUCUUUUUUAUCUGACUUCAAUUUCGUCCUUUGGUAUUAAUUAGGUUUAUUGCAAGAGAUGCAAUCCCUAUCUUAAGUUGUUGUCAGAAGAUAUUUAUCUUUUGGUUAAUUCAUUGAGUUUUGUAUUCAGCAUCCUUGUUGAUGAGCAAUUUUAAGAACUGUGCAACCUCUUAAGGAGAAUACGUGGUAGGGAUUUGUUUGACUUUCUCAAUUUUUAAAUAUGGACUUACACUAGUGAUAAAUUGCAUAGCCCCUCAAAAAUGAAAAGACUUUUCUUCUGGUUUGUAAUUUGUUACUAAUUAGAAGAAUCCCUCUAAUCAUAAACUUCACAUCAAAACCUAUUAGUUGGAUUUAGUUUUAAAUUACAAGCUAAAAUGGUAGAUGUACUUACGUCUCUGGAAAGCUGUUUGAUGGAUGGGUGCUGGGUUCAGUUGAAUCUCGAAGUUGAACUUAUCCUUGCAGUAGCUGCCAACUUUUAAAACAUUCUAUAUUUGAUCCUGAGGUAGUACAUGGUAUGCCAUCUUUUUGUGUAAAACAAGAAACGUCUGCAACCUGCGAACUUCAGAAACUUGUCUAUGUUCAACUUUUGCUUAUCUCCUGUUAAUUUUCAUUUUUAAUUGGUGGCAAUUAUUUGCCCAUUGAUAAAUGUCAGUAUAUCAACUUUAUGUCAGUGCAACAAGAGUGUAUACCUCAAGCUAUGUUAGGAAUGGAUGUCAUAUGUCAAGCUAAGUCUGGGAUGGGGAAGACAGCAGUGUUUGUUCUAUCUAUCCUGCAUCAGAUUGAGCCCGUUUCUGGUCAAAUUGCUGGACUUGUCCUUUGCCAUACAAGAGAACUAACUUAUCAAAUCUGCCACGAAUUUGAGAGGUUCAUUACCUAUUUACCUGAAAUUAAAGUUGCUGUAUUCCACGGUGGUGUCAACAUUAAGAUCCACAGAGAUUUGUUGAAGAAAAAAUGCCCUCAUAUUGCUGUGGGAACUCCUGGAAGAAUAUUGGCUCUUGUCAGGGAUGGGGAUCUCGGGUUAAAGAAUGUGCGACAUUUUAUUCUUGAUGAGUGUGACAAGAUGCUUGGGGCACUUGAUAUGAGGAGAGAUGUUCAACAAAUUUUCAAGAGGACCCCUCACGAUAAACAAGUUAUGAUGUUCUCGGCUACUCUCAGUAAGGAGAUGCGUCCAGUUUGCAAGAAGUUUAUGCAAGAUCCAGUGGAAAUUUAUGUAGAUAAUGAAGCCAAGUUGACUCUCCAUGGGCUUGUACAGCAUUAUGUCAGAUUAACCGAGGUAGAGAAGAACCGAAAGUUGAAUUACCUUCUUGAUGCCUUGGAUUUCAACCAAGUUGUCAUUUUUGUCAAAAGCAUAAAAAAAGCAGCUCAGCUGAAUAGGUCGCUAGUCGAUUGCAACUUUCCUUCCAUCUGCAUUCAUUCUGGAAUGUCUCAGAAGGAAAGGUUGAACCGUUACAAAAUUUUCAAAGAGGGCCUCAAAAGAAUUCUUGUCUCAACUGAUUUAUUUGGAAGGGGAAUUGACAUGGAGCGUAUCAAUAUUGUUAUUAACUAUGAUAUGCCAGAUUCUGCAGACACUUACUUGCACAGGGUAGGUCGAGCUGGUCGAUUUGGUAUGAAAGGACUUGGUAUUACCUUUGUGUCUUCCGCUUUGGAUUCACAUGUUCUUAAUCAGGUUCAACAAAGAUUUGAAGUGGAUAUAAAGGAGAUUCCUGAACAAAUUGAUGCUACUACAUAUGGUAUGAGUUCCGAGUUCCGAUUAGUUAUUUCCUAUUUUGGUGAAUUUAAGAAAAAUGAACAAGAUGGAUGGUCUUGGAGUGGAAAAGAAACGAAAUCUCUUGUUGUUUCAAGAAUUAUUUCAUACACGGAGUUGUAUGAUAGAGUGCGGGAACUCCUUAUUGUCGAUACCACUUUAUACAAUAUGGAGAUGAGAUUUGUUGUCCCUGGCAUGACACACGUGCCUGUUGCACCAGUAAAGAUUACGACUGAUGAUGACGUGAAGUGGCUUCUCUCUGUUCACCAACAAAUUCCUCUUUGCAUCACCAUUGUCAAUUAGAGUUCAAUCCCCCUUUUUGUGGAAAACGUGCAAAAUUCUGCGGGGUAACAAUAUCAGAUGCAAAUAUUUUUGUGCCAACUAUGCUGAUAUUGUCGAUAGUGAUAUCGGUAAUGGUAUAGACAACCACAUUCUCCAUUUUAUCGACAAUGUGAUAGUGACUAUGUUUUGUAGUUAUUUUGUAGGGCCGAGAUAGUUCAAAAUAGCACUGGACAUGUAUAUUCCAAACCCCGAUUGUUGAUGAGAAUGAUGGUUGAUGGUUGGUUAUUUUUCA
Molecule: messenger RNA, 2524 nt
Organism: Olea europaea var. sylvestris
Lineage: Eukaryota; Viridiplantae; Streptophyta; Magnoliopsida; Lamiales; Oleaceae
Product: DEAD-box ATP-dependent RNA helicase 56-like
Exons: 10
Coding region: 871-2253 (460 amino acids)
Molecular function (GO): RNA helicase activity; ATP binding; RNA binding
Source: RefSeq, a predicted model, not a curated record